CCCAGGGGUAUCACAGGUGUGUCACAGGUAUGUCACAUGUCCCCCCGUCCCAGUUCCUGGACGCAGACAAUGUCCUGGUGAACCCCGACACGCUGGCCGUGCUGGUGGCCGAGAACAGAACCGUGGUGGCCCCGAUGCUCGACUCGCGCGCGGCCUACUCCAACUUCUGGUGCGGCAUCACCCCCCAGGGCUAUUACCGCCGCACCCCCGCCUACCUGCCGAUCCGGCGCCGGGAGCGCCGGGGCUGCUUCGCGGUGCCGAUGGUGCACUCCACCUUCCUGCUGGACCUGCGGCGCGAGCGCUCGCAGAGCCUGGCCUUCCACCCGCCCCCGCCUGGCUACAGCGGCGCCUUCGACGACAUCAUCGUCUUUGCCGCCGCCUGCCGGCACGCCGGGGUGCAGAUGUUCGUGUCCAACCGGGAGCAGUUCGGGUUCCUGCCGGUGCCGCUGCGCUCCCAGAGCUCCCUGCGGGACGAGGCCGAGAACUUCCUGCACGUCCAGCUGGAGAUCAUGGUGAAGCUCCCCCCGGCCGAGCCCUCCCCCCACGUGUGGGUCCCUCCCAAGGUCCUGGACAAGCUGGGAUUCGAUGAGGUGGGAGCCCCUCCCUCGGAAUUCCGGCCGGGAUCUCCUUCCCCUCUGGGUUUGGGAUCUUUUCCCACCUUUCCCUUGGCAUUUUGGGUCAUUUUCCUCCUUUUCCUUGGGAUUUUGGGUCAUUUUCCUCCUUUUCCUUGGCAUUUUGGGUUGGGAAUUUGGGGUGGGAAUUUGGGAAUGUGGGGGGUCCGGAAGGAUCCAGGGGGUCCAGGGGAUUCGGGAUUUUGGGGGAAUUUGGGGAAUUCCAAAGGAGCCGCUGCUUCCUCAGCCACUUCCGGGUCUGGCAGGAGGGAAUUCCAAAGGAGCUGCUGCUUCCUCAGCCACUUCCGGGUCUGGCAGGAGAUCUCGGCGCGGGGCCUGCGGCGCUCGCUGGUGUUCGAGGACGAUCUGCGCUUCGAGGUUUUCUUCCGCAGCCGCCUGACGGAGCUGAUGGAGCAGCUGGACGCGGCGGCCAUCGACUGGGACCUCAUGUGAGCCUUCCUCAUCCCCAUCCUCAUCAUCAUCCUCAUCAUCAUCACCCCAAAACUCAUCCCAAAACUCAUCCCUGUCCAAACCCCCUGGGGCCUCAUGUGAGCCUUCCUCAUCCCCAUCCUCAUCCUCAUCCUCAUCCCAAAACUCAUCCCUGUCCAAACCCCCUGGGGCCUCAUGUGAGCCUUCCUCAUCCUCAUCAUCAUCAUCAUCAUCCUCGUCCCAAAACUCAUCCCAGUCCAAAUCCCCUGGGGCCUCAUGUGAGCCUUCCUCAUCCUCAUCAUCCUCAUCCCAAAACUCAUCCUUAUCUCAAAGCUCAUCCCAGUCCCCUGGACCUUGUGUGAGCCUUCAUCGUCAUCCUCAUCAUCCUCAUCCCAGUGCUCCCCAUUUCCCGAGGCCCUAGUGGAUCCCAUUGGGCCCAGUGAUCCCAAUGACUCCAUUGACCCCCAUGACCCCACUGACCCCAUUGAUCCCAUUGAUCCCAAUUAUCCCAUCGAUCUCAUUGAUCCCAUUGACCACAGAGAUCUCAUUCAUCCCAAUGACCCCAGUGACUGCAUUGAUCCCAUUGAGCUCAUUCAUCAAUGACACCAUUAAUCCCAUUGACUCCAUUGAUGACAGUGACCCGAUUAAUCUCAUUCAUGCCAUUUGACCCCAUUGAUUCCAAUGACCCCAAUGACCCCAUUGACUUCAUUCAUCCCAUUGAUCCCGCUGAUCUCAUUCAUCACAAUGACACCAUUGAUCCCAUUGAUCCCAAUGACCCGAUUAAUCUCAUUCAUCCCAUUGACACCAUUGAUUCCAAUCAUCCUAUUGAUCCCAUUGAUCCCAAUGACCGCAUUGACCCCA
This is a messenger RNA of Onychostruthus taczanowskii (white-rumped snowfinch), 1901 nucleotides long. Its product is annotated as procollagen galactosyltransferase 1-like. The record is from RefSeq and is a predicted model, not a curated record. The coding region runs from base 30 to 1064 and encodes 344 amino acids. NCBI's taxonomy places the organism in Eukaryota, Metazoa, Chordata, Aves, Passeriformes, Passeridae. The transcript has 7 exons. Gene Ontology annotation, molecular function: procollagen galactosyltransferase activity.